This is a messenger RNA of Centropristis striata (black sea bass), 1576 nucleotides long. RefSeq names its product zinc finger and BTB domain-containing protein 26-like. Gene Ontology annotation, molecular function: protein binding; RNA polymerase II cis-regulatory region sequence-specific DNA binding; DNA-binding transcription factor activity, RNA polymerase II-specific. Gene Ontology annotation, biological process: regulation of transcription by RNA polymerase II. The coding region runs from base 140 to 1576 and encodes 478 amino acids. The transcript has 3 exons. The record is from RefSeq and is a predicted model, not a curated record. Lineage: Eukaryota; Metazoa; Chordata; Actinopteri; Perciformes; Serranidae. Gene Ontology annotation, cellular component: nucleus.
CGCUGUUUUUUCUUUCCAUAACUGUGGUUAAAUUGUCAACCAUCAGGCGAAUAGAGGCUCACUGUUCUCUCUAAGUUAUCUGUGGUUUUCAAGCCGCUGGAUUCAUCAUCACGGGAUGAGCCUGCAGUAAAAGACCAUUAUGUCAAGCUCCUCUGACACCCUGCAGUUUCGUUUCCCCACCCAUGGUGACUCCAUCCUCAGAAAACUUAACACUCUAAGAGAGGAGCACCUCUUCUGCGACAUCACACUCCUCCUCGGGGGUCACCAUGGCACCACUGGCCAGCCUCUCCGCUUCCAUGGUCACAGAGCGGUGCUCGCAGCGUCUUCAGACUUCUUACGUGAUCAAUUCCUGCUCCACGAAGGCCGGGCCGAGCUCAGCGUGGGUGUAGCGUCCAGUAUGGAGAUUGGCAAGAGACUUCUCCUGUCCUGCUACACCGGGCUCUUAGAGGUCCCCCUGAGAGAGCUGGUGGGCUUCCUGACUGCAGCCAGCGCGCUCCAGAUGAGUCAUGUGGUGGAGAAGUGUGCCCAGGCCAUUUCCCAGUACCUCAGCCCCACACUGGCUUUCUUGAAACUGGAGAGACACUCAAAAGAAAAGGAAAUCCAGGAGCCAAACAGCAACUGGCCACGUACCAGCUUUGAAAAUCAUGAGGAAAAGGAUGCAGCCCACCCCAGCACAAGGUUCCAGCAAGGAAGUACAGAGGAAGGAGGUGCGGUUGUGAUUCAGUCCAAGUCGGGGUACGGCCAAGGAGCCGAAGUGGACGGACAAGGGUCCAGAGAGGUAGCAGAUGAUAGGAAGGUGGCCAUAGCUAGAGUAGAGUUAUCUGAAGGCGCGGCUUGUUGUCUUGAUACCCUGGAGUCAGAGCAACAUGAAGACAUCAGGCCCCUUCACACAAACAAGCCGUCCUAUCAAAUUCACCACAUUACAGGUGCCCUAACAUGUAAGCUGCACCCUUCUAUCCAGGAUCACAUAUCAUCCACAACCAGAGGAAGCUCUGCUCAACACAAUGAUUUGAUAGAGUCUUCCCAGAGCCAAGAAAAAGAAGCAGAGGAAGAGGAAAAGGAAGAGGAAGAAAUAUUCUUGCUGGCAGCUCAACUGCAAGAAUGUGGCCAGCUAAUGGACUCCAACCUGUUUCACGUCUCUGAGGCACAUCUGCCAAACAGCCACUGUCCUGGAGAAGAGCUGAUGGCAGAGCCACACAUAUCGAUGCAGAGGCCGUACCUGUGCAGGAGGUGUGACAGAGUCUUCCAGCACCUGGAGAGCUAUGUGGGCCACCUGAAGGAGCACAGACAGUACUUGUGUUUGGUCUGCGGGAAAGGCUUCUCCCAGAGGAGUAACCUGACCCAUCACAUACGCAUCCACACUGGGGUCAAGCCUUUUCGGUGCCCGCUGUGCCACAAGACAUUUUCCCAGAAAGCCAAGCUACAAGACCAUCUCAAUCUGCACACAGGGGAUAAGCCUUAUGAGUGUAAAUACUGUGCUGUGCACUUUGCACAUAAGCCAGGCCUCAGGCUCCACCUAAAGGACAUACAUGGUAAGGGUAGUCUGCAGAACAUGUUUGAGGAGUCUGUGGACUGA